Dicentrarchus labrax (European seabass) is the source of this 717-nucleotide messenger RNA. It is a transcript of the gene atoh1b, whose product is annotated as atonal bHLH transcription factor 1b. Gene Ontology annotation, molecular function: protein dimerization activity. The record is from RefSeq and is a predicted model, not a curated record. NCBI's taxonomy places the organism in Eukaryota, Metazoa, Chordata, Actinopteri, Moronidae. The coding region runs from base 1 to 717 and encodes 238 amino acids. The transcript has a single exon.
AUGACUGCAAAAGCAGAGCUUUCAAGCUGGCCGGAGUACCCAGAGGAUUUCACCCUGUUGCAGCAGCGCAGUCUGGCCCACAUCAACUCAAAGACUUGGAUUUCUUCAAAUUCUCUCCAUGCAUUCUCCAGGAGGGACGCGCACGGAGCUGCAGACGCGGGCAUCUCUCUGGAGAAACUUGUGCCAAUGGGUAAACUAUCCGACUGCGUAUCUGCUACAGGCAUCACAGAGACUGACUGUGAUAAUGCGGCAGAGGGAGGCAAGACGAACCACUUUGGCCCCCAGAAACACAGGCGCGUCGCAGCCAACGCCAGGGAGAGGAGGAGGAUGCACGGCCUGAACAAAGCGUUUGACGAGCUGAGGAGCGUCAUCCCAUCUCUGGAGAACGAGAGAAAGUUGUCCAAGUAUGACACCCUCCAAAUGGCGCAGAUUUACAUCACUGAGCUGUCGGAGCUCCUGGCCGGCGUGGUUCACCCGGAGUGCAGGAGUCCCCGUCCAAGCUCAGCGGAUAAAACCGUCAUGAGGAGUCUGAUCCACUCUCUCCAGCCAACGAACCCGCUGACCGGAGAACAGCGGGACACCUCCGUCGGCCACCUUAUAAUACUUGGACCUACAUCUGACUUGGGGUCCAGUAAAUCAACGACUUCUUCCACCGGCAGUGAUGGGGAAUCUUCGCACUUCAGUGACAUGGAGGAAAGUCAGAAUGGAAGACAUUAA